AUGUCGGGCUUAGCUGCUUCGUUGAUCAAUGGGGUUGGUCUUAAACCAGAAAGGUCGAGUCUUUACCAGCCCAGUUCGAUUCCUUCCUUCUUGAGAAGGAAAAAUCAUGGUGUUGUUAAGGCCUCAGCUCGGGUUGAUAAGUUCUCGAAAAGCGAUAUCAUUGUCUCUCCAUCGAUUUUAUCUGCUAAUUUCUCCAAAUUGGGCGAGCAGGUAAAAGCUGUAGAGUUAGCAGGUUGUGAUUGGAUUCAUGUUGAUGUAAUGGACGGUCGUUUUGUUCCCAACAUUACAAUUGGACCGCUCGUGGUUGACGCUCUGCGUCCUGUGACAGAUCUUCCAUUGGAUGUUCAUCUUAUGAUAGUUGAACCGGAACAGAGAGUGCCAGAUUUCAUCAAAGCAGGUGCAGACAUAGUCAGUGUACAUUGUGAGCAAUCCUCGACCAUCCAUUUGCAUCGCACAGUCAAUCAAAUUAAAAGCUUGGGAGCUAAAGCCGGAGUUGUCCUUAAUCCGGGGACCCCAUUGAGUGCAAUAGAAUAUGUAUUGGACUCGGUCGAUCUGGUCUUGAUAAUGUCUGUGAACCCUGGGUUUGGUGGACAGAGCUUUAUCGAAAGCCAAGUAAAGAAAAUCUCGGAGUUGAGAAGAAUGUGUGUAGAGAAGGGAGUAAACCCAUGGAUUGAAGUUGAUGGUGGAGUCACUCCAAAGAAUGCUUACAAGGUUAUUGAGGCUGGAGCAAAUGCUUUAGUGGCUGGAUCAGCUGUAUUCGGAGCCAAAGACUACGCCGAAGCUAUAAAAGGAAUCAAAUCUAGCAAGAGACCAGAAGCAGUGGCUGUGUGA
Arabis nemorensis is the source of this 831-nucleotide messenger RNA. NCBI's taxonomy places the organism in Eukaryota, Viridiplantae, Streptophyta, Magnoliopsida, Brassicales, Brassicaceae. The record is from the annotation of a GenBank genome assembly.